AUGUCAGACACCGAAGAACCUUCGCAACAACCGACCCCUUCAAAGACACCCAAAAGGCCCCAGGCACCAGAACGGACAGACUCCGAUCAGUCAGUGGAUGACCCGGGCUACCAAUCCGGCCGAUCACGAUCGCAGUCACGCCGAAGACGUCGACAGAAUCAGCGCCAGAGAGCACAGCAACAGCAGCAACAGCAACAGCAGCUGCAAAGGCAGGAUGGUGGUUCAGGUAGAGGUGCCCAGGCGCAAUCAAUGGCCAAGAUAGAUGAAGAGCAGGGAAAUGAGGCGGAAAGCCAGGCGCAGAAUACUAUGCAAAUGUUCGAGAGGAUAGGCCCAGACUCAACCUCCAUGGAUGGUCCCGUAACCUACGCGCGUGCCAUGCGCGGCGAAAUCCCCAUGCGGCCUGGAAACCCCAACCAAGCUCUCGGCACAGCUAACCAAUCCGUCGAUGCCAAAUCUGGCGGCAAAAACAUCAUGGAUGAAGAAGGGUUGAAGUUGAGGUUGGAGUUGAACCUAGACAUUGAGAUCGAGCUCAAGGCCAGUAUCCAUGGUGAUCUGACACUGGCGCUUUUGGCUUGA
Messenger RNA from Endocarpon pusillum Z07020, 576 nucleotides. RefSeq lists its product as uncharacterized. NCBI's taxonomy places the organism in Eukaryota, Fungi, Ascomycota, Eurotiomycetes, Verrucariales, Verrucariaceae. The transcript is spliced from 3 exons. The record is from RefSeq and is a predicted model, not a curated record. The coding region runs from base 1 to 576 and encodes 191 amino acids.